AUGACAGAGCGCGCCGAUACCCUCCAUGCAUCAAGAGCAGACGUCUGGUACCUCAAGGAAAUCGCGUUUGGAAGCGCGGAAACAAAGCGAAGAUUAAAGAUCAUAACGCAGAAUUUCAAUGGACCGUGUUCGUUCAUUGCUAUUUGCAAUAUUCUGAUACUCCGAGGACAGAUUGAAGUCCUGCCAUAUGAGCGGGGAACGGUGUCAUACGAAUUCCUUGCGCAGCUCGUAGGAGAGUAUCUCCUCAUGAGCUGUCCGGAUAUUGAUGUCUCUGCUGCACUCUCGAUCAUGCCUAGCACCACCAAGGGCCUCGAUCUCAACCCUGUCUUCACAGGCGCCACGUCAUUUCGACCUGCAGGGGAAGGUGGGGAGCUGAAGUUGUUCGAGCAGGCAGGGAUAGAACUCGUGCAUGGGUGGCUUGUUGACCCUGACAGCGAGGAGUUCAGGGUGUUGCAGCAUGUACGUGAUUACGAUACUACAGUAACACUUAUUGCGGAUGCGGAUCACAUCACGAGGGGACGGUUGUUGAGUGGGGAUGUGUGGGGUGAAGGAGAGGCAGGGAGUAGUAGCCAAGCGGGGAGCGGGCCGAGUGGCUAUGCGGGCCCGAGUAGUGCUAGUGAUAAUUAUUCGGAGAAAGAUAGAGAGAAGAUCGAACAUGCGCUGGUGGCACAGGCGUUCUUGGAUAGUACCAAGUCUCAAUUGACGUAUCAUGGGCUGUUUCAGCUUGCGUCUACGUUACAGCCUGGGUCACUUGUUGCGCUGUUCCGAAAUUCGCACCUUUCUGUGCUGCAUAAACGGGAGGGAGAGGACUCGUCACUUUACAGUUUGGUCACGGAUCAUGUGUUCCUGCAAGAACCAUCGGUGAUAUGGGAGCGUCUAGAAGAUGUCGACGGGGUUGGGUCGACGUUUGUGGACUCGGCAUUUGUUCGUUCGACACCUGUGGGGGGCGAUUUUGCUGGACACACGGCGGAAAGCGCAUUGCAUGCUCUAGAGAUGGAAGGAAACCCCGAAUGCAAGUUAUACAGUGUGAUAUUAGCACGGCAACUACAAGCGGAAGAAGACGCGCGAUCACAUGAGAUAUAUAAGCGGAGACAGCAGCAGCAGGAGAUUCGACAGAAGGAAGAGGAGCGGAAACGGAAGAACGAGGAUAGUGCUAGUAGGAAAAGCAAGAAGAUGAAAGACAAGUGUGUUAUAAUGUAG
Messenger RNA from Suillus subaureus, 1200 nucleotides. RefSeq lists its product as uncharacterized. Gene Ontology annotation, cellular component: cytosol; cell periphery. Gene Ontology annotation, molecular function: K48-linked deubiquitinase activity; cysteine-type deubiquitinase activity; cysteine-type carboxypeptidase activity. The coding region runs from base 1 to 1200 and encodes 399 amino acids. NCBI's taxonomy places the organism in Eukaryota, Fungi, Basidiomycota, Agaricomycetes, Boletales, Suillaceae. The record is from RefSeq and is a predicted model, not a curated record. The transcript is spliced from 6 exons. Gene Ontology annotation, biological process: protein K48-linked deubiquitination.